Molecule: messenger RNA, 5404 nt
Organism: Mya arenaria
Lineage: Eukaryota; Metazoa; Mollusca; Bivalvia; Myida; Myidae
Exons: 1
Coding region: 143-4960 (1605 amino acids)
Source: RefSeq, a predicted model, not a curated record
AUAGAAUAACUGCUAUCUAUAAACAAGCGAUAUUCUAUUUUCAUGGAAAUUCAUGUAAUUGGAAAACCCGACAUAACGGAUAACUUCGACUGUUUCUAUCAACACAACUUAAGAGAGUUCAACAUUGCUGAAUGGUGAAAAUAUGGAAGUUGUAGAGAACUCGGUAGAUAGUGGACCGGCGCCGAAAAGUAGUGUGAACUUUGAAGCGGCUAUGGUUUUAAGUGGUGUUGGUGACGCUCUCGGCUACAAGAACGGUCACUGGGAAUUCUGCAGUUCAGGAACGAAAAUACUAAAUGAAGUUCGUAAAAUGGGUGGUGUUGCUAGAAUCAACGUGAAAAAGCCCUAUUGGAUCGUUAGCGACGAUACAGUUAUGCAUAUUGCUACUGGACAGGCUUUAAUUGAAAAUAGGCACGAUGUAGUUUUGGAUGAGCUGAUAAAGAAGCUGGCAAUAAAGUAUAAGGGAUGUAUGUCUGAUAUGGUCGGAAGAGAACCGGGAAUAAUGUGCGAAGACUCGUGCCGUAAAUUGGACCCUUGGUCUGCAUUGGGCUGCCGUAUCCCCUUUAAUACCCGUGCUGGCGGUUGUGGCGCGGCUAUGCGAGCAAUGUGCAUCGGUUUGAGGUACUGGAAAUCAGAUCAGUUAGACCAGCUCAUUGCAGCCAGUAUUGAGUCCGGCAGACUUACUCACCAUCACCCGACGGGCUAUCUCGGUGCCCUCGCUUCCGCUCUUUUCACCGCAUUUGCUAUUCAAGGGAAAUUACCGUACGAAUGGGGUGCAGAAAUGAUGACCAUACUACCGAAGGCGAAAGAACAUAUCCGUUUGAGAAGCAUUGAAGUGAAAAAAAACUUGGAAUACUGGGAUUUCUUCGAGUCUCGGUGGUGUGAGUACCUGCGUAUGAGAAAUAUAUCAGACGGCAAAAGUGAACCAGUAUUUCCCAUGAUGUUUGGUGCAAAGAAAAGAGAUCAGUUUUAUACAUAUGUCAGUUUUGAAGAUUGCGGAGGAAGUAGUGGUCAUGAUGCCCCUAUGAUCGCUUACGAUGCCAUUCUCGGGUGUAAUGGCAAUUGGAUAGAACUAUGCAAUCGUGCUAUGUUCCAUGGAGGAGACAGCGAUAGUACCGGUGUAAUAGCAGGCUGCCUUUACGGCGCAAUGUACGGAUACAGCGGGGUACCGAAGAGGAAUUACUCUGAUCUUGAGUACAAAAAGGAACUGGAAACCAUUGGACACAAGUUGUACAAGCUUAGUUUAUUUGCUGAGGACAGUUAUUCAAAAACAUCUCCUGAGAACGGUGAAACGGGAAAAGAUGCUGGGAACGAUGAUUCUGGAAAGUCUCUUGAGGUCGAUGACACGGUAAAAUUUGCUGAGAAUGGUGAUUUGAAAAAGUCUCUUGGGGACAGUGUUACGGGAAAGGGUUCUGGGGAAGAGGAAUCGGUGAAAUCUCCUGGGGACGGUGCUACUGCUUCAAACGAUGAUUCACUUGAGAACGGUGAUACGGGAAAGUCUCAUGAGGACGGUGGUACUGGAAGUAUUGCUGGAGAAGAGGAAUCGGUGAAGUCUCCUGGGGACGGUGCUUCUGCUUUGAACGAUGAUUCACGAAAGUCACUUGAGAAGGGUGAUAUGGGAAAGAUUGCUGGAAACGAUGAUUCGGGGAAGUCUCUUGAGGACAUUGUUACAGAAAAUGUUCCUGGGAAAGAUGAUACGGGGAAGUCUAAUGAAGACAGUACUAAGGGCAAGAUUGCUGGGGACGAUGAUUCGGGGAAAGCUCUUGAGGAUGGUGUUACGAUAAAGAUUCCUGAGAGAGAGGAUUCGGGAAAGUCGCCUGUGGAUUGUGAUUCGGGAAAGAUAACUGGGGACGAUGAUUUAGGAAAGUCUCAUGAGGACGGUGGUACUGGAAGUAUUGCUGGAGAAGAGGAAUCGGUGAAGUCUCCUGGGGACGGUGCUUCUGCUUUGAACGAUGAUUCACGAAAGUCACUUGAGAAGGGUGAUAUGGGAAAGAUUGCUGGAAACGAUGAUUCGGGGAAGUCUCUUGAGGACAUUGUUACGGAAAAUGUUCCUGGGGAAGAUGAUGCCGGCAAGUCUCAUGACGACAGUACCAAGGGAAAGAUUGCUGGGGACGAUGACUUGGGGAAGUCUCUUGAGGAUGGUGUUACGUUAAAGAUUCCUGAGAAAGAGGAUUCGGGAAAGUCGCCUGUGGAUUGUGAUUCGGGAAAGAUAACUGGGGACGAUGAUUUAGGAAAGUCUCAUGAGGACGGUGGUACUGGAAGUAUUGCUGAAGAAGAGGAAUCGGUGAAGUCUCCUGGGGACGGUGCUUCUGCUUUGAACGAUGAUUCACGAAAGUCACUUGAGAAGGGUGAUACGGGAAAGAUUGCUGGAAACGAUGAUUCGGGGAAGUCUCUUGAGGACAUUGUUACAGAAAAUGUUCCUGGGAAAGAUGAUACGGGGAAGUCUAAUGAAAACAGUACUAAGGGCAAGAUUGCUGGGGACGAUGAUUCGGGGAAAGCUCUUGAGGAUGGUGUUACGUUAAAGAUUCCUGAGAAAGAGGAUUCGGGAAAGUCGCCUGUGGAUUGUGAUUCGGGAAAGAUAACUGGGGACGAUGAUUUAGGAAAGUCUCAUGAGGACGGUGGUACUGGAAGUAUUGCUGGAGAAGAGGAAUCGGUGAAGUCUCCUGGGGACGGUGCUUCUGCUUUGAACGAUGAUUCACGAAAGUCACUUGAGAAGGGUGAUACGGGAAAGAUUGCUGGAAACGAUGAUUCGGGGAAGUCUCUUGAGGACAUUGUUACAGAAAAUGUUCCUGGGAAAGAUGAUACGGGGAAGUCUAAUGAAGACAGUACUAAGGGCAAGAUUGCUGGUGACGAUGAUUCGGGGAAAGCUCUUGAGGAUGGUGUUACGAUAAAGAUUCCUGAGAAAGAGGAUUCGGGAAAGUCGCCUGUGGAUUGUGAUUCGGAAAAGAUAACUGGGGACGAUGAUUUAGGAAAGUCUCAUGAGGACGGUGGUACUGGAAGUAUUGCUGGAGAAGAGGAAUCGGUGAAGUCUCCUGGGGACGGUGCUUCUGCUUUGAACGAUGAUUCACGAAAGUCACUUGAGAAGGGUGAUACGGGAAAGAUUGCUGGAAACGAUGAUUCGGGGAAGUCUCUUGAGGACAUUGUUACAGAAAAUGUUCCUGGGAAAGAUGAUACGGGAAAGUCUAAUGAAGACAGUACUAAGGGCAAGAUUGCUGGGGACGAUGAUUCGGGGAAAGCUCUUGAGGAUGGUGUUACGAUAAAGAUUCCUGAGAGAGAGGAUUCGGGAAAGUCGCUUGUGGAUUGUGAUUCGGGAAAGAUAACUGGGGACGAUGAUUUAGGAAAGUCUCAUGAGGACGGUGGUACUGGAAGUAUUGCUGGAGAAGAGGAAUCGGUGAAGUCUCCUGGGGACGGUGCUUCUGCUUUGAACGAUGAUUCACGAAAGUCACUUGAGAAGGGUGAUAUGGGAAAGAUUGCUGGAAACGAUGAUUCGGGGAAGUCUCUUGAGGACAUUGUUACGGAAAAUGUUCCUUGGGAAGAUGAUGCCGGCAAGUCUCAUGACGACAGUACCAAGGGAAAGAUUGCUGGGGACGAUGACUUGGGGAAGUCUCUUGAGGAUGGUGUUACGUUAAAGAUUCCUGAGAAAGAGGAUUCGGGAAAAUCACCUGUGGAUUGUGAUUCGGGAAAGAUAACUGGGGACGAUGAUUUAGGAAAGUCUCAUGAGGACGGUGGUACUGGAAGUAUUGCUGGAGAAGAGGAAUCGGUGAAGUCUCUUGGGGACGGUGCUUCUGCUUUGAACGAUGAUUCACGAAAGUCACUUGAGAAGGGUGAUACGGGAAAGAUUGCUGGAAACGAUGAUUCGGGGAAGUCUCUUGAGGACAUUGUUACAGAAAAUGUUCCUGGGAAAGAUGAUACGGGGAAGUCUAAUGAAGACAGUACUAAGGGCAAGAUUGCUGGGGACGAUGAUUCGGGGAAAGCUCUUGAGGAUGGUGUUACGAUAAAGAUUCCUGAGAAAGAGGAUUCGGGAAAGUCGCCUGUGGAUUGUGAUUCGGGAAAGAUAACUGGGGACGAUGAUUUAGGAAAGUCUCAUGAGGACGGUGGUACUGGAAGUAUUGCUGGAGAAGAGGAAUCGGUGAAGUCUCCUGGGGACGGUGCUUCUGCUUUGAACGAUGAUUCACGAAAGUCACUUGAGAAGGGUGAUAUGGGAAAGAUUGCUGGAAACGACGAUUCGGGGAAGUCUCUUGAGGACAUUGUUACGGAAAAUGUUCCUGGGGAAGAUGAUGCCGGCAAGUCUCAUGACGACAGUACCAAGGGAAAGAUUGCUGGGGACGAUGACUUGGGGAAGUCUCUUGAGGAUGGUGUUACGUUAAAGAUUCCUGAGAAAGAGGAUUCGGGAAAGUCGCCUGUGGAUUGUGAUUCGGGAAAGAUAACUGGGGACGAUGAUUUAGGAAAGUCUCAUGAGGACGGUGGUACUGGAAGUAUUGCUGGAGAAGAGGAAUCUGUGAAGUCUCCUGGGGACGGUGCUUUUGCUUUGAACGAUGAUUCACGAAAGUCACUUGAGAAGGGUGAUAUGGGAAAGAUUGCUGGGAUCGAUGAUUCGGGGAAGUCUCUUGAGGACAUUGUUACGGAAAAUGUUCCUGGGGAUGAUGAUGCGGGGAAGUCUCAUGACGACAGUACCGAGGGAAAAAUUGCUGGGGGCGAUGACUCGGGGAAGUCUCUCGAGGACGGUGAUACGGGGAAGAAUUCUGAGAAAGAAGAUUCGGGAAAGUCGCCUGUGGAUUGUGAUUCGGGAAAUAUGACUGGGGACGAUGGCUUAGAAAAGCCUCAUGAGGACGGUGGUACUGGAAAUAUUCCUGGGGAUAAUGUUUUGAGAAAGUGUUUUGGGGACGGUGAGACAGGACAUAUUGCUGAGGACGCUGUUUCUGAAAAGAAUGAUUCUGAAAAACAGUGGGAAAAGGAGGUUUAGUAAUGACUGACGUCGAUUUUAGAGGAAUGUAUUUUAUCUGAAUAUACUGCGUCAGAGGCACAGGAGCUGGGGUUGCAGUAAUUGCUUUCGAAAUCCAAUUCCCUUCAUUGUUUUUACCUCUUAUCGAUAGUAGGAUGUAUUCCCUGAGUGAUGACUGUUAAAUCGGAUUGUGUAAGAAUGUCUAAGGAUGUAUGGUGCUUGAACGUUUUGUUUGAUUUUAAAUGGUUCCCAACGAUUGUACAUCGUUGAGUUCAUUGUAGUUACCAUUGUACAUAUCAAAAUAUAUCAAUUUUUAAUACAUCAAAGAUCAAAGAACUGGUCACAGUAUUGAUAUGAUUGUAACAUAGUUGUCAUUGUUCGUAACAUUUGAGUUUAUGAUCCGUAUGCUUCAUAUUCAGUCUUGUCGUGUUGUUAUUAGACCCGAAUAAAUUAUUUUGAAUGAUA